AUGGCUGCGAAUAUAGCAGGCACCUCCCCGUCAUCUGAAUCAAAUCUGAGUCGUCCUGUGGCUUGCAAAAGAUGUCGAGGGCGUCGCACAUAUUGCUCCAAGGAGCAGCCUAUUUGUGCAAGCUGUAGAGAAGGCAAUCACGAGUGUGUUUAUGAGUCUGGGCGUAAGAUUGUGGUCUCAGAAAGCUAUCUGCGAGAUCUCGAAGCCAAGCUGAAGUCGUAUGAAGCGAGUUCAGCAACUGCAGCUCCACAGCCCUCGUCUGUUGGCAGAAAGAACGAUCCAGAGCUCGACGUAAACCCUCUCAUGGACAAUUUUGCCAACCUUGUCAUCAGCCCAUCCGGCAAACAUCACUACCUGGGAAGCUCUUCAUCUACAAUUCUUGGCAGGAGGUUUCGAGAUAUCGUAGGUAUCACCAACUCUGGACUAGACCUCGAUCAAGAGUACUCGACCUACAACCACUCCGCUCUGCGUUUGCGGCGGCUGUCAGUCGUUGAUAAUGUUAUGCUACCCCCUGCUGCAUUUGCCAAGCGCCUCUACAUUGCUCAACAUUCGUAUAUCGGGACAAUCUUUGCGUUUUGUACCCCAGAUGUGUUUGAGGAACAACUUCAACAAGCAUAUCGAGGACCUCCAGAUAUUGGCGAUAGAGAAGCCUGCCUCGCAUACUGCCAAACACUUCUAGUACUGGCGUUCGGUCAACUAUAUUCUGUCAACCAAUGGUCUGGUUUCGAUGGUCCUCCAGGAUUCGACUUCUUCACUCAAGCUCUGCAAUAUCUACCAGACAUGUAUGAAGAAGGUUCAGUCCUCUUUGUGGGCGUCUUGGCUCUGAUUGGAUACUUUUUGCAGAAUCUCAAUCGCCGCGAUGCUGCCUUCUUGUAUGUAGGCACUGCGUUGAGAAUGGCCAUCUCUCUUGCCUUACAUCAAGAAGUACCAGACCCUCGGCUCGACGAAGCGAGCAAAGAGCAACGCCGUCGCAUCUGGUGGAGCGUGUAUUCGUUGGACAGGAUACUCUGCGUCAAAUCUGGCAAUCCUUUGACUAUCGACGAUCAAGACAUUGCUGUAAAGCUUCCAAACAGACUCAGCAACGAGCCAGAAUACUGCCCCGCAGUGUGUUUACGACAUUACACGCAACUAUCACGAAUUCUUGGACGAAUCAUGAAAACCAUUUACAGAAGAACACCCAAGAGCGGAUCAACACUUAUUGCAUCUGUUUCCGAGAUCAUGACUGAUCUUUCUACAUGGCACCGAGACUUGCCUAACGAGCUCCGCUUUGAUCCUGCAAAGCUGAACGUAUCUCGAGAGUCUGUUUCAACAUUCUUGCACUAUCAUCAAUGCAUCAAUCUCACCGCUCGACCUCUUCUCUUCCAUGUGGUAGAGAAACGUCUACACGGUAAUGCUGACGAUCUUAGCAAGGAUUGGAGAGACGGCCUAUCUCCUACUACGAUUGCUGUGAUUGAUAUGUGUGUUAGCGCAGCCAAAGACUCUGUGAACAUGAUGACUUUGGCUGCCACGAAAGACCUGGUUGCAACAUAUGGCUAUAUGGAUGGUGAGCAUGCUUUUUCUGCUGCCAUCGUCCUCGUAAUGGUCUGUGUUGCGUUCCCUGCCACCAGAUCAGAGUUUAUGGCUAUGGAUCAAGCACUUGAGCUUCUUCAAGGCAUGGCUGAAAGAGGUAAUACACACAUUGCUGCAAGGCAUCAGCUGCUCUCCCACUUGCGCUCUCUGAUUUCACUGCCAUCUGUCAACGUCGCCUCUACACCACCGGCUGCAUCAAUGCCUCAACAAAACACAACGUUUGUCGAUGUCAAUCAGAUGCUGUCAUACGAUGCUGGCAAUGUGGACUUUGGUCUGUGGGAGGAAGGUUACACAAAUCCAGAUCUUGAUAUCGACUUCCAGGACCUGACUCAAUGGACGCAAGCGGCACAAAACACCUACGGCAUAGGAUCAAUGUGA
This is a messenger RNA of Aureobasidium melanogenum CBS 110374, 1947 nucleotides long. RefSeq lists its product as uncharacterized. Gene Ontology annotation, biological process: DNA-templated transcription; regulation of DNA-templated transcription. The transcript has 3 exons. The record is from RefSeq and is a predicted model, not a curated record. The coding region runs from base 1 to 1947 and encodes 648 amino acids. Gene Ontology annotation, molecular function: DNA-binding transcription factor activity, RNA polymerase II-specific; DNA binding; zinc ion binding. Lineage: Eukaryota; Fungi; Ascomycota; Dothideomycetes; Dothideales; Saccotheciaceae.